AUGGAAGAUAGAGCAGCGUUGGGGAAAGACCGAAAGAAGGAAGAGAUGGAUGAGGGGAAGAGAUGGAUGAGGGGAACAGAUGGUAGAAAAGAAGAAGGGGCGAGAGCACGUAUUCGAAAGAGAGAGGAGGAUGAUGAAAGUGAAGAGGGAAGAGAGGGUAAGAGGAAACCCAGUGUGUCAUUAGACAAAGAAUUAGAAGCAAUGAGAGGGAUAGAAAUGGAGAAAAUGGAAAAGAAGGAAACUGAGAAAAAAGGAAAGACCACUAAAAAUAUCAUAGAUGAUUUAACGAGAAAGAUAGAGGAAAUGGUAGGGUUAAUACAACAGAACACUGCAGUUCCUUUAAAAAAUAGAAUUAGAGAAUUUCAUGGAGGGAUAAAAGGGCUGCGGAGGAUAUAUGAAAAAGAAGAAAGGGAAAGGGAGGAAAAAAUGCAUCUAUUAAAUACACAGAUAGAUAAAAUACAAAGUAAUAUAGAGAUGAGAGUGGAAUUGGGGAAAAAGAUGACAGAGAAAGCUGAGAAAGGAACGCAAACUGAAAUAAAUAAAAAACAAAUAGCAACACAAACAAAUAUUCAAAGAAUGUUUACACUACAAAGAACUGUGGAGAAGUAUGAAGAGUUUAAAACAGUAAAAGAGGAAAAAUGGACUAAGGAAAGUUAUGAAAACACAGAAGUAUUAAUAGGAAUUCCAUUACACGCAAAGGAUAGCACUGUAUUGGUAGUUCUGGCUGACCCGGGAGAUCCGAGGAUGGAGAGGGGCAUACAGAGGAAAUUUAAAGAAAGAUACCCCGAGAUAGAAGAUAUCGAAGAGCAUAUUGGUGUCAUUGAGCAGAUUCACAAAAUAAAAACGAAAGACCAAAGUGAAACAAGGCGAAGAAAAAUAAUAAAAAUUACCUGUAAGGGAACUGAUGAGGAUCGCUUUGAAAGCUUUAGAUUGCUAAGGGAGGAAGUAAAGCAUGACGAACGCAUAUCAUGUCAUACAAUAGAAGAAAGAGACACGAAUACCAUAAGAAAAGUAAUAGAAUCCAAUUUUCAUGGUACGAAAACAAGGGUUGUGAUAUAUGCACCAGAAAUGGAAAAAAAUAAGACCGUAGAGAAACAAGAAAGAAAAACAUAUGCUUUUGUCGUGGAAAAUAAAGACAAGUCAUAUACAGACACCUUAAAGGAAGUAAAAGAGAGACUACAAAAGGGAAACAUAGGAGAGGGAAUAAAAAGUAUUAGAUGUACCAGAGAAGGAAAACUAUUAGUUGUAAUGGAUAAAGAUAAAGACAAGAUAGAAAAAAUUAAGGCCAUUGUUAGAAAUAAAGAGAUGAAAGUAAAACAGCUGAGAGAUGGAGAUACAGACACUAUACAUAUAAGAGGUAUGGACGCAUUAGUUGAAAAAUGUGAGAUACGAAGAAAGCCAUAG
This is a messenger RNA of Onthophagus taurus, 1404 nucleotides long. RefSeq lists its product as uncharacterized. NCBI's taxonomy places the organism in Eukaryota, Metazoa, Arthropoda, Insecta, Coleoptera, Scarabaeidae. Gene Ontology annotation, molecular function: zinc ion binding; nucleic acid binding. The record is from RefSeq and is a predicted model, not a curated record.